Drosophila willistoni is the source of this 1605-nucleotide messenger RNA. It is a transcript of the gene SmydA-6, whose product is annotated as SET domain-containing protein SmydA-8. The transcript is spliced from 4 exons. The record is from RefSeq and is a predicted model, not a curated record. NCBI's taxonomy places the organism in Eukaryota, Metazoa, Arthropoda, Insecta, Diptera, Drosophilidae. Bases 1 to 1515 code for a protein of 504 amino acids. Gene Ontology annotation, molecular function: protein binding.
AUGGCUGCAGUGACGGAUGAUUUUGCCAAGAAAUGUCAAGUGAAGCACAAUGACACGCUGGGCAGAUUUGUGGUUGCUGUGGAUAAUAUUCGUGCCGGCGAAACAUUGCUGGUGGAGGAACCCAUUGUCAUUUUGCCUCAUUUAGGUGAAAGACGUUGCGCACGUUGCUUGAAUCUGACGACAAAUUUUUGCAGCAAGUGCCAACUCCUGCCCCUUUGUGAAGAGUGUAAGGAUCAUGAGGAACGCGAUUGUCAGCGUUUGGCUGAUUUGCAGUUAAGCGAGGAGCAAGUGCAGCAAUUACAGGACAGUCAACGAACGGAGGUGCAGUCAAUGGUCAAGUGUCUGCUGCUACGGGAGCAUACGGAGACACGUUCUCUCUACGAGGAAAUGUAUCAAAUGGAUGCCCAGUUGGAUGCACGACGAGGAACCGAAGUGUGGAAUAAUUACCAGGCAAAUGUAGCCAAUCCUCUUGAGUCUAGUGGCAUUCUAGGCAAACUUUGGCAAGGCUCCGAUCUGGAGAAGGAUGUGGAACUGGUGCAACGUUUGUUGGCCAUUUUCGAUAUCAAUGCCUUUGAGAUACGUGCUCCCGAGUCUGGUGGUUCCAUGAGGGGUAUAUAUAGAAGGGCUAGCCUGUUUCCGCACAGCUGCAUGCCCAAUCUAGUAUCAGCCAUCGAUGAUGCCAGCAAUGGACGACAACUGAAGAUGUAUGCUAGUCGCUUUAUAGCAGCUGGAGAGAUUCUCUAUAAUUGCUAUACAAAUGUCUUACUUGGCACUCAGGAAAGACGUGAAAUUUUGAAGCAAGGCAAAUGUUUUAAUUGCAAUUGUCCCCGGUGUGUGGAUCCCACCGAAUUGGGCACACAUAUGAGCAGCUUUAUGUGCAAUAAUUGCUCCUCAACUGGUGGUUAUAUAGUCCUCAAUCCAGAGACAAAUCAAUGGCAAUGUCUACUUAAUCCAGAGCACACUCUAAAGCGUGAAUUUGUUGCCAAUAUGCUGGAAAGGGCCAAAGAGGAGGUUUUCCAUGCACGCGACAAUAUCUAUAGAAUGGAACUGCUUUUGGCCAAGUUAAGCCGGCUGUUGCAUGGCAACCAUUAUGUCAUGUUGGAUCUAAAGCAGAAUAUUGCAGCCAUAUUACGUCAAAUAUUGCAGAAUAUGGCACAUCGACCCAAUCGAAAGGUCUAUGAACGCAAGAUUCGUUUAUGCCAGGAGAUAUUAUUGGUCCUUAAAGUGUUGGCACCGGGAAUCAAUCGUCUAAAGGCCAUAGCCCUCUACGAACUGGCCAAUACCCAAGCUGAGUUGGCCAGGAAACUGUACACAGAGCAGGAGUUAAGCUCAACUGAUUUGUUGUCUCAACUGCAGCAAACGGAGAUUAUGAUGAGAGAAUCCUUGCGAAUGCUUCUAUUCGAACCCUUGGCCACACCAGAGGGUCAACUAUCGCGCAGCAUGAUGAGGGAGCUAAAAGAAUUGCAAAAUGACAUUAAAAUCUUACAGGAUGGCGACGAUGUUGUCGUUCGUUGAAAAUUGUAAAUUUUAAUAUUUGAAUUCGAUCAAUUUUGCGCACAUUUUUAAAGCUUACGCUUAACAGCACUUAGAAACCGUUAUUAAAAG